CUCCAGACGCACCAACCGCAAGCCCCGGCGCUCGCUCCCACCCCCGCAGCGUGUGACCCAGCAGCCCGCGCUAGUCUCGGCCAUGCCGUUCCUGGAGCUGGAGACCAGCCUCCCGGCCGCUCAGCUGCCCCGGGGCUUAGCCGGCAAACUGUGCGCGGCCGCUGCGGCCAUCCUGAGCAAGCCCGAGGAGAGGAUAAACGUCACGGUGAAGAGUGACUUGCCCAUGGUGGUUGGAGGCUCCGCAGCACCCUGCGCUCAGCUGUUCGUCUCAUCCAUCGCAGUGGUGGGAACUGCGGAGCAGAACAGAGGGCACAGUGCCAAGUUCUUUGAGUUCCUUACCAAGGAGCUGGGGCUCGGUGCAGACAGGAUUGUUAUCCGUUUUUAUCCACUGGAACCUUGGCAGAUUGGCAAGAAAGGAACUGUCAUGACUUUCUUAUGAUCUCUUCAAGAAACCCAUUAAAAAGAAACCCUUGUGGAGGGCACAACCCAAGGAUGGCCAGCUCUACCUGUUUGUUUCUAUGCAAGAUUUGAUAUGUAUCCUUCUGUACCUCCAUUCAUAUAGUUCCUUUCUGUUUCUGCUUCCUAUGUGCACACAUCUCCAAAGCGGGGCUUACCAGCCAAACUCUUUGACAGUAACAGUUGGAGGUCUUUGUCUCACACCUGUCUUGUGGCCCAGAGACAAUGCAGUUACCUAUGAUCUCAAACAAAACUUGAAUCGUGAGCUUUGUGUAGCUGGGAGUUUGUUUUGUCAGCAGCAGCGUCAUGAUGGCCUUCCUUAUUUGGAUCCAGUUAAUCCAAGUUCUGUAGUCUUUUCCUUUAGCAAUGAACAGUUUUCUUUCUUUCUGUUGCAUGACUGGCAUCAUUGAUAACUGACAGGGGAGGUUGUCCAGUUUUGUUCAGCCCGAGGGCCGCUUUGCAAGAGAACUACAGAUCCUGUCAUGUGCCAACCUUUCCUCUUCCUUGUGAAAUUGUCUGUUCUAGGAGUCCAUGGGCCAUAGCUUGAGACUUUAUGGGCUUAACUUCACCACCAGAUAGAAUGCUGAUUGGGACCAUGUCCCUGUAGACUCUUCUACACCAGAAGUCACUAAAUGUAGCUCAUUAGUCUGGCAAUAGGCACUAAACUAAUCCUCAGUAGUUGAGGGCAGAGAGAGUCAAGGGGACCUGAGAUCUUUCACUUCCAACUUCUGUGACCAUAUCUUCCAUUCUAAACCUCCUACCCCAUACCCAUUUCUGGGAAGAGAGAAUAUUGGUCUGAGGGAAGAAUCUUUUAACUUGUAUGGAGUGGCUGGGCUAGGGCUUCUUUCUAAUCUCCUGCUCUGAGCUCUACUUCACUAGGAUCAUUGGCUUGCACAGGUGGAUAUUCCCAUGUUCAGUCUAUAGACUCCUGUAGUUUAAUAUCAAUGUGCAUAUUGUGCACUGGGGUAUGUGUGGAAGAGGGCUACUUAUUGCAGAAUCAUUUCAUACCCUAGGAUGUGGAGCCCAGGAAAUUGUUUUGCUGGUUCUGGUAAUUGGUUUCAAUUCCUGUAACUUGCCUCCUUGUUCACAGUAUUUUUCCUCAACCCUCUCACUACAGUGAGCAAUAUCGGAACACUUUUUAUUUUAUGUGAUGGGGCAAGGCCAGAUAGCUAUAUUUGCUCCAGGCUAAACAAAUCCCUGGUACCAAGAUAAGUGAAAUGGCAGUUGCUCCAGGUCAAUUAAGACACUUUCCAGAAGGCAGGGAGAAUGCUAGGUUGAUUGGGACACCUGAAGCCAAUCAGGGGCUGGCUGAAACUAGUUAAAAGCCUCCCAGUUAGGUGGGAGUGAAUGUCAGGAGCUGUGGGAGGAAGUUGUGCUGUUGGAAAGGCUGAGUAGUACACACUGUAUCAGGCACAAGGAAGGAGGCCCUGAGGUAAGGGUGAAGUGGAGCUUGAGGAAGUGAGGGCUGCUGUGGGGGAAGUAGCCCAGGGAAUUGUACCUGUCAUGUUUCUAAAAGGUCAGCUACCAUAGCCGAUACUAUUAGGGUCCCUGGGCUGGAGCAUGGAGUAGAGGAUGGGCCCAGGCUCCCCCCCCGCCACCUUUGCCCCCUUUUAAUCACUGAGACUGGGAGACAACAGAGACUGUGCAAGGAAGGAUAACUUCUCCUCACCUCCCUCGCUGGCUUAUGAUGAAAAUGGCUCAGUAGACAGUGACCCUUAUCUCUAGAGAAAGAAGGGUUAUGUGGCGGGUUAUGUGAGCCUCUGAGGCUAGCGAAAUCCGCCAGGAAACGUGGGACCCACAGAGGCAAGGACAGAGCUUUGUCACAAUACAAAGACAUCAAAAUAUGAAUCCAAUUAUUUAAAAACUAAGAUCACACAUUCCAAUCUAGACUGGAUUAAAUAUUAGUUAGUGUGCAAAAGAAACAAUCUUGUCUAGGCUGGUAAUAGAUUACAUGAUUUAACAGAUAUUUUCCAUCUCUAGAUUCUGUUCUCAAUUUUUACCCAUCCUCACCAAAUUCAAAUGUCAUUAAAAUCUAAAUAUACAAGUCACACAUCUUGUAUUGGAGAAAAUUGUUGCUUGUCCUAUUACUGUAAAAGACAUAGGCUUUUAAACCUGUGAUAAAUGUAUUUAUUUGUUCUUUUAAAAUGUGGUUCAUCUAUAUGAAACAUCUCCAGGAUUCCUUAUUUUGUAAUCUUCAUUGCACAUGGUUAUAAUGUUUUGAUGGCAAUGUAACCAAGAUGCCAUGCAGACAAUGAAUGGUUGGAUCUUAAUUUCUGAAAGAUAUUCAGAUACUCGGUGCCAAUUUUCUUACAGUUUGACUCCGUAAUGAAUCCUGACUAACUGGGAGGCUUUUAACUAGUUUCAGCCAGCCUCUGAUUGGCUUCAGGUGUCCCAAUCAACCUAGCAUUCUCCCUGCCUUCUGGAAAGUGUCUUAAUUGACCUGGAGCAGCUGCCAUUUCACUUAUCCUGGUACCAGGGAUUUGUUUAGCCUGGAGCUAAUACAUCUAUCUCCCACUACUCUUCCAUAGCCAUCUGGCCUUGACCUGUCACAUUUACAAAUGCUUUCAAUGUUCUGUGGGUGGUGGAGAGGAGCUGAUGAAUUUCCACAUAACUGACUUCUUGCAGUGCCUGUGGGUUUUCCUUUUUUUCUUCCCCCCCCCCCCCCCUUAUUGGACCCAGGGCCUUGCUACAUCUGUUGUAAUGCCCAUUCUCUUAGUAGGUGAGUUUUCCCCUUGGUGCCCUUCUAGUUGGUCACUUUAUAACUGGAUUAUACACAAUAUUUUACUACAAAAAAACCCCUCAACCCCCCUAGUUAUCGUCUAUGGGAUUUCCUUACUUUUGCAUUUCACUCAGCAGAGAUAAUGAAGAUAGAGUUGUCAGUUUCAUUUUCAUUUAUAGUGACUUUCUAAGGUCCAAGUCCUGCAAACAUUUAGGCAUAUGAAUAGUUGCACUGAAUCAAUUGGGAUUACUCAUGUGAAUAAGUGUUUUGAGGGUCAGGAUUAAAUUUUUCAUUUUCUGGUUCUGAUGUACUACUACAGUGUUUAAUUGUCGGGUAUUUACAGCAUUGCAAGGGAAUAGUUCAUUUUUAAAUGUAAUUAAUUUCCUCUUUCAUUGCUCACAGAAUACUUUUUAUUCCAGUUAGGUUCUGUAAUUUUUUUUAAACACAAU
Messenger RNA from Dermochelys coriacea (leatherback sea turtle), 3624 nucleotides. RefSeq names its product D-dopachrome tautomerase (gene DDT). Lineage: Eukaryota; Metazoa; Chordata; Testudines; Dermochelyidae. Bases 83 to 439 code for a protein of 118 amino acids. The record is from RefSeq and is a predicted model, not a curated record. Gene Ontology annotation, molecular function: phenylpyruvate tautomerase activity. The transcript has 3 exons.